AAGCUGAGGGUGGUUGGUUUCGGGACCAUCAUAGCGGCCAUACGGACAUAAAAACGUGUUAAAUAACAGCGUAUAGCAACACUACCAUUUGAUUCGAGGCUGCUUUUACGGAACUGUGCAAGACUCAGAAGAGCAAAGCUGUGGUUGGCGAGGCAUAAUAUUCACAGAAAGGUUCAAAUAUGGCAGCCACACCAGUACUCAACCCUGCCAACUUACCACCAAUAUUUUGAUGUACUGAGAUUUACUGCUGGUGUUAUUAAGCUACUAUUCGCUGUAUUUGUGUGUCCAUCUGUGAUUCGUCCAAUUCUGACUUUUAUCCAAAUCAGUGGUUAGUUUUCCCUGUCCUACGCAUACCAGUAAUUGAUAUAAUCCCAGUCCCAGCCUUUAUUAAUAAUCCCGUCCUACCCUUGUCCACAUACCCUGUUCAGUCACCUAGUUUUUGUUCUAAUCUAAGUUUCAGCUGCAUUGCCAUGACAACAAUACCAACGGUAACACCAAUUCUUAUAAUAUCACUGUAGUCUCUCCAGUUCCAGUCCCUGUCUCUGUCCCUGGCCCUGUCUCUGUCUCUGUCUGACACGUCCCGGUUCCAGUUCUAACACCCUCCUUGUCAUCCUAAUUCCAUUCUUGUCACCAUAGUUCGUGUUGUGCUCUUAGCCUCGCUAUGAUGCACGAGUAUGCCCGGGCCAUCAAGCUUGAAGAGGCUGUUGCAGAAGACAAAUCUUUCACAGUGCUGAAGUUCCGUACAUUGCAUGAGGUGUGCCAGUGUGUGGAGGAGUAUCAGCAAGACACCUGCACACACUUCAUUAAGUACAACCGUGAUAAGCACUUUGGGGAUGAAGCGUAUGUUCCAAACAUAGAACGAGGGAGGAUCCACUACUGGUCCAACACAGGCAAGUGUGGGGUGCCAAUUGAGUACGAUGGAGUGCCAUUCAUGCAUGUGGGCCGCUGGGUCCUCAUGUGCCAUCAGGGCCAAGACACCAAUAAGGGUCACAAGGAGAAGUACCAGAUACGCAAGCUGAGGGAACAGCAGGAGAGUGGUGUGAAGCCAAAGUCCAGAAACAGGGCCCAGGUGACCAAGAAAGUAAACUGUCCUGCAGAAAUUUACAUAACUCACAUCAUGAAGUUCCCACAACACAAGAUGCCAAAUGCUCUGUUGGCCAUCAAUUCACUGCCCACCGAUCACAUGAGAAAACUGGCCAAGCGGAAAAUAGUGAGCAGCUUUAAACGCUAUUCAUCUAGGUUUGUCCGGGAGUCUUGGUAUUAUGUGAGACUGCCACACCCGAGCACCCAUUUUGGACAUCCUGUGCUAGGCCUGGUGAAGGAGGAGCCAGAGUUUGAUGUCCCAGAGGAGUGUGCCAAUAAAAUGUCCAGCAAAGUAGACUCCAAAAAAAGGAAACAGACCAAGGGCACAAAGUUCCGCACUAAGGAACCGGUAGACUCACGGGUACUGCAGAAAAUGUAUGAGCUAACUCGUCAGGGAGUGUCCACUGUCAAGAUGAUGCAGGAAGCCAUUGAGGAGUUUGUCCAUGAAGAACUAUUCCCUUGUGGAGAACCACCACCCUCCAUGUACCGCAGAUAUAACCCCACACCUUCAGAUAUUCAGAAUGCCAUGUACAAGGUGAAGCAAGAGAUGAGACUUGAAGGAAAGAGUAUCCUUCAAUAUCGGUGUGCAGCACUAGUGAGGGAGAUUACAGAAAUGGUGGUGCAGACAGACAGUGAAGAAUACCUUAACCAGUUGGAGGAGCAGCUCAGGCAUAUCUAUAAUGCUGUGAGAAAUACUGUACCUGUGCCAGAGGUUCAAUUUGGAAGUGAGCAAGAUGGGGAACGAAAUAAACGUGCACUGGCAGAAGAGUCUGGGCCAGGAAGUGAGGUGGGACACAAGUCCAAGCGAAGCCGCAGACAGAAACACAAUGAGCACCAGACAGAAUCCACUACUGCUGCCUACCACCUUAGUUUGGAGAACCAGUGCAAGGAAAGCGAGGAGCAGAUGGUGCUGGAUGGAGAUUUGGAACAGCACCAGGUCCAUGAGAUAAUCCAGCAGGAGGAUGGCACCAUUAUGGAAGUGUACUACUACCAGCCACAGAAUGAAAUGUAUGGUCCAGAUCACAGCUAUCAUGACACCAUCAUCAUUCAACCAGAGAACAUGAAGACUGAACCGGUAGAUGAUUGUUUCUAAGUCUGGUUCUCUCACAAUUUUUGCCUAUCUUCACCAAAGAGCAAGGUUAUUUUACUAUAAUCAGUAAUAUUCCAUAAAAUAAUUGCCUUACUGUUCUUUAAGUAUAUAAAGCUGUUUUCCAUCCCUAAACACUGGGUAUAUUUUCAGUGAUGUAGAUAACUAACAUAACUAAAGUAUAUAAGGAACUGAAUUUUUUUCUCCUUGGAAUGAUUAUUGCAAAAUGUGUUGAAAGUAUUUUUUUUUUUAACAUCCUGAUAAAGAUUUAAAGAAUGUAAUGCACUAAUACCUGAAGUUCGUAAUGGUUCCUGUUGUAAAAUAGACAGAUAUCAAUAUUUUUUGUACUGCACAUGUAGGGAUCAACUGAUUGUUUGGCAUCUUUCACUCAUAUGCCUGUCAUUUCAUAGUGUUUUGCUGCAGUUAAGGAUAGCUGGCUUUUUGGAAGAAGUGCCAUUGAAUAAGACAUUUCAAGCUAAUCACUUAAGGAUGGGCUGCUGUCUGUUGGGCCAACUUGUUCUACCUGUUGCUGAUAUAUGGGAUAGCAUGGAAGGCAUAUCAUGUUAAUGGAUGUGUUAAUUGUUUUUUAUUGUUAUGUAAGAUGUCCAUGUCUUUUGUUUUGUCUAAUUUUGUUCAUCUUUGAUCCAAGUUGAAUUUCAGGUGAUGUGUAAAAGGUUUGUAGAACAGAUCUUAACUUUUCCCUCAUAAUUAGGUAUUUAUUUGUAAUUUUUGAGCAAGGCUAAUAAGAAUGAUACCUAUAUUUAUUGCAAACAAGACGGAUAAUAAAAUGGUUUUAUCAUGUUUAAAUCACUGUGAGAGAUGAAAAACCUUGGAUGGUGUAUUGCUGUCUUAAAAUUAAUGAGGUGCUUGAAAGCCUUGAAGUGAUAACCAAAUCAUGGUUAUUGUACUCUUAAGAUUAUUACAGCAGUUUUGAAA
This is a messenger RNA of Portunus trituberculatus (swimming crab), 3106 nucleotides long. RefSeq lists its product as uncharacterized. NCBI's taxonomy places the organism in Eukaryota, Metazoa, Arthropoda, Malacostraca, Decapoda, Portunidae. The transcript is spliced from 9 exons. The record is from RefSeq and is a predicted model, not a curated record. Bases 662 to 2176 code for a protein of 504 amino acids. Gene Ontology annotation, molecular function: DNA-binding transcription factor activity.